AUGGCGGUUAGGGAGAGAAGCAUGGCGGUUAGGGAGAGAAGCAUGGCGGUUAGGGAGAGAAGCAUGGCGGUUAGGGAGAGAAGCAUGGCGGUUAGGGAGAGAAGCAUGGCGGUUAGGGAGAGAAGCAUGGCGGUUAGGGAGAGAAGCAUGGCGGUUAGGGAGAGAAGCAUGGCGGUUAGGGAGAGAAGCAUGGCGGUUAGGGAGAGAAGCAUGGCGGUUAGGGAGAGAAGCAUGGCGGUUAGGGAGAGAAGCAUGGCGGUUAGGGAGAGAAGCAUGGCGGUUAGGGAGAGAAGCAUGGCGGUUAGGGGAGAAGCAUGGCGGUUAGGGGGAGAAGCAUGGCGGUUAGGGGAGAAGCAUGGCGCAUGGCGGUUAGGAGAGAAGAGCAUGGCGGUUAGGGAGAGAAGCAUGGCGGUUAGGGAGAGAAGCAUGGCGGUUAGGGAGAGAAGCAUGGCGGUUAGGGAGAGAAGCAUGGCGGUUAGGGAGAGAAGCAUGGCGGUUAGGGAGAGAAGCAUGGCGGUUAGGGAGAGAAGCAUGGCGGUUAGGGAGAGAAGCAUGGCGGUUAGGGAGAGAAGCAUGGCGGUUAGGGAGAGAAGCAUGGCGGUUAGGGAGAGAAGCAUGGCGGUUAGGGGGAGAAGCAUGGCGGUUAGGGGGAGAAGCAUGGCGGUUAGGGGGAGAAGAAGCAUGGCGGUUAGGGAGAGAAGCAUGGCGGUUAGGGAGAGAAGCAUGGCGGUUAGGGGGAGAAGCAUGGCGGUUAGGGGGAGAAGCAUGGCGGUUAGGGGAGAGAGCAUGGCGGUUAGGGGGAGUAGCAUGGCGGUUAGGGAGAGAAGCAUGGCGGUUAGGGGGAGAAGCAUGGCGGUUAGGGGGAGAAGCAUGGCGGUUAGGGGGAGAAGCAUGGCGGUUAGGGGGAGAAGCAUGGGGGUUAGCGGGAGAAGCAUGGCGGUAAGGGGAGAAGCAUGGCGGUUAGGGGGAGAAGCAUGGCGGUUAGGGGGAGAAGCAUGGCGGUUAGGGGGAGAAGCAUGGUGGUUAGGGGGAGAAGCAUGGCGGUUAGGGGGAGAAGCAUGGCGGUUAGGGGAGAAGCAUGGCGGUUAG
Molecule: messenger RNA, 1089 nt
Organism: Closterium sp. Yama58-4
Lineage: Eukaryota; Viridiplantae; Streptophyta; Zygnematophyceae; Desmidiales; Closteriaceae
Source: the annotation of a GenBank genome assembly